Messenger RNA from Capsicum annuum, 1744 nucleotides. Its product is annotated as lysM domain receptor-like kinase 3. NCBI's taxonomy places the organism in Eukaryota, Viridiplantae, Streptophyta, Magnoliopsida, Solanales, Solanaceae. Bases 294 to 1625 code for a protein of 443 amino acids. Gene Ontology annotation, biological process: protein phosphorylation. The record is from RefSeq and is a predicted model, not a curated record. The transcript has a single exon. Gene Ontology annotation, molecular function: ATP binding; protein kinase activity.
UACUUUUCACCUUCCUAAUUUAUAGUAGCCGCCUGGACUCACGAAUCACGCCUACUUUAGUUUAUCACUAAUCUAAUAAUAAUAGAAAUAUUUGUUUCUCCAACUUUUGCCUUUCAUCAAAAAUUCAUCACCCAAUUGUUUGACCCAAUUUUCAUUACAUCGUACAAUUCAAUAGCAUAAUAAAACCUUCUCUCUUUAAGUAACAUUAUUCUGUCUCGUAAAUUUUCAUUCUUCUUUGUUUCCCAAUUAUGAAUUUCAUCGAUAAGCAAUAAUCAAAUUCUGAAAAAUCCCUCAUGAUUAUGUGUAAAACGAAAAUGGCAGUUAAUGCUGCACAACCCAUUUCAACUCCAUCAAGAAGAACGCCCCGCUCUUCAACACAACAACAACCACAAUCUCAAUCUUCAACUUCUUCUUCUACUACACGACAACCUAAAUCCGGACCAUCAAACAGCAGCAACCGGGUCAGUUACACCUCCAAUUCCGGGUCCGGCUCGGGUUCCGAAUUCCACAUAGACACCUCGGUCGCUACAACAUCAGUUUCCAGCCAAGCAUCACUUUCCAGUCUCCGAUCAUCGUUACCAGAUAAUCCUCAAGUCUACGAUUUCUCCGAUAUUCGUGCUGCUACGAACAACUUCCUUGCUAAGCGCUACUCCUCCACUUCUUCCUCUCAAUCAUGGCGGUGCACGCUCUAUGGCAAAGAUGUAAUUAUCUUCCAACGAAGAAUUCAGAAAUCUAUGGAGAAAUCUGAAUUGAGAGCAAAAUUAUCAGUUAUUUGUAGAAGUCAUUACAAAAGUAUAAUCAAAUUACUCGGCGCAUCGAUUUCCCGCGAUCAAAUUUACUUAGUAUAUGAUUUUGUUGUUGGUUCUAACCUUUCUCUCUGCCUCCGAAACCCUAGAAAUCCUAGCUAUACGGUGCUUUCUACUUGGAUGUCCAGAAUGCAAAUCGCUACUGAUGUUGCUCACGGUUUGGAUUAUAUACACAGUACUACCGGUUUGGAGGUCGAUCCGGUUCACAAAUACGUAAAGAGCAGUGGAAUCAUCGUCACGGAGCCUUCGUUUAACGCAAAAAUUUGUCAUUUCGGUGCGGCGGAGCUUUGCAGUGUGACCGAAAGCAAAGUCGUGCCGGAGCAGAGAGGAUCGGCGACUAGGACUCGGGAUUUCGAAGGUGUGAGAGGUUACAUCUCUCCGGAGUUUCAGCUGACCGGAGUAGCAACACAGAAAUCCGACGUGUACGCGUUCGGAGUUGUGCUGUUGGAAUUAUUCUCCGGCGAAGAGCCGGUGAGGUUCAAGUACGAUAAAGCAACCGGAAACUACAGUAAAAUCUCCAUUAUAGAUACGGCGAGGGAGGUGGUUGAGUGCGGCGGCGAUAGGGAGGAAUACGGCGGCGUAGGAGUGGAGAACCGGUUGAGGAAUUGGGUGGACCGGCGGUUGAAUGACUCGUUUCCGGUCGAGGUGGCAAAGAAAGUAAUUCGGUUGGCGUUGGAUUGCUUACACGUGGAACCAGAUGAUAGGCCCGAUAUGCGACGGGUGGCGGGUAAGAUAUCGAAGCUGUAUUUAGAGUCCGAAUUUUGGACGGAUCGGGUCAAAAUGCCCACGGAAAUAUCCGUGUCAUUAGCACCUCGAUGAGAUUACUUGGAUUUUUAAUUUUUUUUAAACAAUUAUUUGGUGAAAUGUACUUUUCCAAGAGAAUACUUUGACAAAAAUCCACCAAUUAGUUUAAAGGAGAAUAUCUUUUAGGCUGUUAA